Molecule: messenger RNA, 2639 nt
Organism: Bombyx mori (domestic silkworm)
Lineage: Eukaryota; Metazoa; Arthropoda; Insecta; Lepidoptera; Bombycidae
Product: malate synthase
Exons: 7
Coding region: 225-1856 (543 amino acids)
Biological process (GO): glyoxylate cycle
Cellular component (GO): cytoplasm
Molecular function (GO): malate synthase activity
Source: RefSeq, a predicted model, not a curated record
CUGAAAACACCCAACAUAGGCAAACAUUAUAUCUUAUCAUUCUUUUAUCAAUCAACUAUAUAGUGAUAAGAAACAAUAACACGAAAAUCAUACAGAUAUUAUUUUCUUCGAACACGAACGAAAUUCCGAUUUGAAUAUUUCAAUACAACUUUCAAUCAAGUGCAGCUGUGUCGCGUUUCUUGCUGUGCAGAUUACCUAUUAAAUAAGAAAAGAAUAACUACAUUAUGGUGCACGAUGUUAUUUUACUUCAAGUACCGCUUCCAAAACUCGAAGAAUUACAGAAGACGAUUUUUUCUAGUGAAGUCCUCGAAUUUAUUGCAGCCCUACAUCGUAAUUUUGACAAAAAAAUAGAAUUGUUGUAUGAGAAUAGAAAACGACGAGCUGUGGAAAUAAAAAAUGAUCCUUUUAUUGAUUUCAAAAAUUCUCCCGAACGAAGAGACAAAAGCUGGAAAAUAGCGCCUUUGCCUAUUAGAUUGCAAAACAGACAUUUAGAUCUUGGUGAUGUGUCAGCUUCAAAUACGGCUCAUUUCGUAGUAGCUCUCAAUGAGGAUGUUCAAGGGAUCCAAGUAGAUUUUGAUGACGGUCACUGUCCAACAUGGAGGAACCAACUUCUCGCUUUCAACAACAUAAAUUUGGCUGUGAACGGUAAACUACAAGGUGCACCGUUGACGAUAACUACCUGCCCCGUAUUGAUGUUUAGACCCCGCGCGUGGAACAUGAUUGAACACAACAUACUUGUCGACGGUAAGGAAGCUAUUGGUCCAUUAGUUGACUUCGCUGUCCUCAUGUACCACAACGCACGGAAGCUUUACGAGGCGAACAGCGGACCAUAUUUCUACUUGUCCAAAUUAGAAAGCGCGUCUGAAGCUCAACUAUGGAACGAGAUCUUCGUUUGGGCCCAGAAAGAGUUCAAAUUGCCCCAAGGAACCAUAAAAGCUUGUGUAUUGAUAGAAAAUAUAUUUUCGGUGUUCGAACUGGAAGAAAUAUUGUAUGCUCUGAGGGACCAUUCUCUGGGAUUGAACUGUGGUAUAUGGGAUUACUGCGCUUCCAUCAUUGCUAAGUUUGGUAGCCGCAGCGAGUAUCAGUUGCCCGACCGGAGCAAAUACGUGAAUAUGGACCGCCACUUCUUGAUCUCUUACUUGAGAUUAGUCGUCAGCACUUGUCAUGCUAGAGGAGCACACGCAACCGGAGGAAUGGCCGCGUCUAUUUUGAAACCUGGCUCCGAUGGAACUGAUGAUGAAUCCAAGGCAAUCAUAAGUGAGAUAUUGGAAAUGAAACUGAAGGAAAUAGACUGCGGCGUCGACGGUUUCAUGGUGUACGACGCGCGUACUGUCCCGCAUGUCAACGAGCUAUGGAAGAAAAACGGUACAAUGCCAAAUCAAAUUCAUCGCAAAUUCGACUGUAAUGUUACACCACACGAUUUACUUUCCAUACCGUCCGGCGGCGUCACUAUGGAAGGCUUACAAAACAACAUUGCUAUAUCGAUCCUGUUCGUGUAUUACUGGCUGGCCGGAGUCGGGCAUUUCUUCUACAACGGCAAAAUCGAAGAUUCUGCGACCGCGGAGAUAUCCAGAUAUCAGAUAUGGCAAUGGAUUCGAUUUUCGGCCGCGUUGGAGGGCGCGUCUGGAGAGCGCGUGACGUCACGGCUGGUGGAGGACCGGGCGUCCGAUUUCGUGGGGCGCGCGCACCGGCGGCUGUGUCGCUCCGGCGCCGAGCGCAAGCGGCUCACGGCGGCGCGCUACAUGAGCCUCGAGCUGGUGCUGUCCCGGGACCCGCCAGAGUUCAUCACGAGCUACCUCAACGACAACCACAAGUUCAGAACUCUGCACAAUAAGGCCCUGCUGAGCAGUUUGUGAAGCUAGACGACUUUGGAGCCGUAACGUCGGAUUUGUUUAUUGAAAAAUUCUCUGACUGUACGAUUAUUAUGAUUUUUCUUUAUUCUUGGAGCCUCUAUUUUUAGACAAUUAUUAUUGAUUCAAUUAUUCAAAGAAAUAUGGAACUGAAACGGAUGUACCUAUAAAUAUUGAUGAAAACGUUAGAAUUAAGCUCCCCUCCACGAUGUUUCCCGAGCGCUAUAACAUGUCUUUCUUCAAACGAGGCUUGUGGAGAGUAUUAAGCGGUAGGCAGCGGCUUGGCUCUGCCCCUGACAUUGCUGAAGUCCAUGGGCGACGGUAACCACUCACCAUCAGGUGGGCCGUAUGCUCGUCUGCCUACAAGGGCAAUAAAAAAAAAAGAAUUAAACUUACAGUUUGGAAUGUUUAAAUCAUCCACAUACGACAUUAUGACUUUAAUGACCAUCUGUUCAAUUAUGUACCCAUGUAUGUAUUACCUUCAUUGAUUUUUUUAUUACGUAAGUCAAUGUGUUAUUCAUUCUAAGUUGGUCUGGGUGGUAGGCAACUAAAUUAUUAACAAAGUAUUAUAUAGGGAUAUUUUGUUUUUUUUUUUUAUUUUCUAUUUGUAAAAGAAAUUCAAUAAUUUGAUUUUAAAAUGUUUUGGUUGUAUUAGCUGUGCCGUCUAUCUUGUAGCUUUAUUUAUUUUAAAUUUUACUAAAAUAACUUAAAUUAACACAAUCAUAUUUCGGUAAAGGAGAACAUUGAAAAGUGAAUAUAAUACAAAUGUAAUUAAAUUUAAUUACUAAA